AUGAGCAGCUUGCGAACUCCUAUUCAGAACUACUCGAGUGAGAACCACCAGUCCAAUCUGCAACACCUCACUAAUCCCUCCACCAGCCAAUUCUCCUCCAAAGAACUCAAGACAGUCGGAAACUACACACUAGGAAGACUCAUCGGAAAAGGCUCUUUUGGAAAGGUCUAUCUGGGCCGUCACAACCUCACCAAUGGCUCGAAGGUGGUACUCAAAGCCUCGAGUAAGGAAGACCCAAACCUGGCAAGAGAAAUUCACCACCAUCGACAAUUCAUUCACCCACAUAUUGCCCGACUAUACGAAGUUAUAAUAACGGAAUCCCUCGUGUGGUUGGUCUUGGAGUAUUGCCCUGGUGACGAAUUAUACAACUACUUAUGUAAGAAUGGGGCACUCCCUGUCGAAACUGUACAAAAGAUUUUCACUCAGCUUGUCGGAGCUGUUGCAUAUAUCCACAGCAAGUCUUGUGUUCAUCGAGAUUUGAAAUUGGAGAACGUCCUUCUCGACAAGCACGAUAAUGUUAAACUAUGUGAUUUUGGUUUCACCAGAGAAUAUGAAGGCAGGGCAAAUUAUCUCCAAACCUUCUGCGGUACAGUCUGUUACAGCGCGCCGGAAAUGCUCAAAGGAGAGAAAUAUGCUGGUGAAAAAGUCGAUGUCUGGAGUCUUGGAAUUAUUCUUUACGCAUUAUUAAAAGGAGAGCUGCCUUUUGACGAAGAUGACGAUGCAGCAACGAAAGCAAAGAUUUUGAGAGACGACCCUGUCUACCCUGACACAUUUCCUGAAGCCGCAAAGACGCUGAUUUCGAAGUUACUCUCGAAGCGCCCUCUGUACAGACCAGCGCUGUCGGAUAUUUUGUCAGACCCCUUUCUGGCCGAGCAUGCCCCUCAGCAGCAGGCGAUUUUGAAACUGUCUCAACCAGCCGCAUUUACAACUCAAUUGGAAAAGGACACGCUCGAGCGCAUGAGGGCUGCCGGUGUGGACAUUGACAAAGUCAUUGAAAAUGUGCUUUCGCAAAGGUGUGAUACAUUAGCCGGUUGGUGGGCACUCCUCAUCGAAAAGGAAACAAGAAAACAAGCAAGACGAGAUCGAAAAAGGAAAGAAAGAGAAGCAGAGUUGAAAAUUCUCCGCCGGCUCAGUGGUGCAAGCAGUCGACUCGAACGGAUUGCACCCACUCUGGAAGAGGUUGAUGAAGAAGGAUCUCCCGGUGAUACGCAGAGACGCCGGAGCAGUAGUCGAGGAAGAACACAACGACGGAGUACGCCUCAAAUACUGGUCAGUGAUCUCCCUCAACUUCCCGAAGGCAAUGUCAUGCAAUCACCUGGAUCCGCAACGCCCCCGCCGCCGAUCGAUAAAGACUCCGUUCGGUCUCACAGCGGUUCUCGACCUCCCUUACCACCCAAGGAACGAAAUCGACGAAGCAGCACUCUACAGCUAGUCUCGACAAAUCCAGAAUUGCUCGGUCCGCUCAAUGGGGUAAACAAGAGACGCGGUGGAAAGCUUCGCAACAGGCAAUUUCUGAGUCAGCUCACAGCGCUGAAGCAUUGGAUUGUGGAAUCAACGAAGCGAGCCACCUCCCCUAUCAACCCCAAGAACGACAAACUCUCGAAUGGAAGUUCGAACAAUUUAAAAGCAGCUCAUUCGACUGAUGCCGUCCAAAUGAACAGGAGCAGUAGACCCGUCCUUGAUGCGGCUAGUUCGAACAGAUCCUCUUACGUUUCCGCCUUGACUCCUGUCGUGUCGAAUUCCAAUCCAGUCCCCCCGGUCAAAAAUACCGCGCCGCGUGUCGAUACCACGCGUGGAAGACCUCACCGCAACUCCCUUUCGCCGUCUCCAGUCACUCCUCGCUCCUCAUACCGUCGCAGUUCGACUGGCCUUCGUGGCCGCAAAUCAACGUCGUCAUCCGUCUCCUCGAUCCGAAGCAUGCCCCGACAUACAUCACACAGCAAAGCGUCUUCGCAAAGUUCCAACAGUUUCGAUACCAUCCAUAGCCCCGCAAGCAUCAGGACCCCCCGCUCUCCACAUUCCUCUAUCAAAGUCCUCCCCGUCACGCCCACCGCCAAUGCAUUUCCUUCCAAUGUCCGCACCGUCAGAACCCCUCGUGGCUCAGAUGCAGGACUUCAACCUAGACCUCUUUCCGGGAUCCAACUGCAUGGCGAAGGGCUAUUUCCACCAGGAACCCCCCAAUCCGGUGCUUCCGGGACAGGCGUCAUGUUUGCCCGCCGAAAGAAAUCCCCAUUCAAAGGACCCAUGCUGAAUCCGGCGUUUUUCUCCACCUCAACGCUCCCCGCUGCUUUUGGAAGUCCGGCCGUUCUUGCUGGUGGCAGGAAUCGAGAAGGUUCAGAUGGCAAACUUAAUCUGGGUCUGAAAGAUUUCAUUUCCAGACGAGACAGUGGGAAGCGGAAGAGCCAAAUUAUUGAGGAAGAGGAGGAAGAAGAAACCGGUACUAGGCAUGGGUAUGGAAUGACCGAGGAAGAAGAUGAUGAGGACAUCGAAGAAGUGGAUGCGUUCCGGGCUAUUGAGUUAAAUAAAGGCGAGAGGGUUGAGAGUAUUACGAUUUGGAACGACGCAGCGGAAGAAGAAGUGAAGGAAGAGGCAGAGGAGGGAAAUCACGACGAUAACAAAGCACUGCCUGUAACCGGGAAGGGCUGA
Molecule: messenger RNA, 2646 nt
Organism: Rhinocladiella mackenziei CBS 650.93
Lineage: Eukaryota; Fungi; Ascomycota; Eurotiomycetes; Chaetothyriales; Herpotrichiellaceae
Exons: 3
Coding region: 1-2646 (881 amino acids)
Biological process (GO): protein phosphorylation; intracellular signal transduction
Cellular component (GO): cytoplasm
Molecular function (GO): protein serine/threonine kinase activity; ATP binding
Source: RefSeq, a predicted model, not a curated record